This is a messenger RNA of Equus quagga, 5682 nucleotides long. It is a transcript of the gene ARHGAP31, whose product is annotated as Rho GTPase activating protein 31. Gene Ontology annotation, molecular function: GTPase activator activity. The record is from RefSeq and is a predicted model, not a curated record. The transcript has 12 exons. Gene Ontology annotation, biological process: small GTPase-mediated signal transduction. Bases 32 to 4390 code for a protein of 1452 amino acids. NCBI's taxonomy places the organism in Eukaryota, Metazoa, Chordata, Mammalia, Perissodactyla, Equidae.
GACGGAGGGGCAACCUCUUUGGGACUAACUCAUGAAGAACAAGGGUGCCAAGCAGAAGCUGAAACGAAAGGGAGCCGCCAGUGCCUUUGGCUGUGACCUGACCGAAUAUCUGGAAAGCUCAGGACAGGAUGUUCCAUAUGUAUUGAAGAGCUGUGCAGAAUUUAUAGAGACUCACGGCAUCGUGGAUGGAAUUUAUCGGCUUUCGGGAGUUACCUCGAACAUACAACGGCUAAGGCAAGAGUUUGGCUCAGAUCAAUGUCCAGAUCUGACAAGAGAAGUGUACCUCCAGGACAUCCACUGUGUGGGCUCCCUCUGCAAGCUCUACUUCAGGGAGCUGCCCAACCCCCUCCUGACUUAUGAGCUCUAUGAGAAAUUCACAGAGGCGGUGUCGCAUUGCCCAGAAGAAGGCCAACUGGCCCGAAUCCAAAAUGUUAUCCAGGAGCUUCCCCCAUCCCAUUAUAGGACCUUGGAAUACCUGAUUCGACACCUGGCCCACAUUGCCUCCUUCAGCAGCAAGACCAACAUGCAUGCCAGGAACCUGGCCCUGGUGUGGGCACCAAACCUUCUCAGGUCCAAAGAAAUCGAAGCCACUGGUUGCAAUGGAGACGCAGCCUUCCUGGCAGUCCGGGUCCAGCAGGUGGUGAUUGAGUUCAUAUUGAAUCAUGUGGACCAAAUCUUUAACAAUGGUGCACCCAGCUCUCUGGAGAAUGACGAAAACCGGCCCAUCAUGAAGAGCCAGACCUUGCCAGCCCUCUCUCCGCCCAUGAAGUUGGUGAGCCUGGAGGAAGCUCAGGCUCGGAGCCUGGCUACUAACCAUCCCGCUCGGAAGGAAAGGAGAGAGAAUAGCCUGCCUGAGAUUGUCCCUCCCAUGGGCACCCUCUUCCACACCGUCCUUGAGUUACCAGACAACAAAAGAAAGCUCUCCAGUAAAUCGAAGAAGUGGAAAUCAAUCUUUAACCUGGGCCGUUCCGGAUCCGACUCCAAGUCAAAGCUGAGUAGGAAUGGGAGUGUGUUCGUGAGAGGACAGAGGCUCUCAGUGGAAAAGGCUACUAUCCGCCCAGCUAAAAGCAUGGACUCGCUGUGCUCAGUGCCUGUGGAAGGGAAAGAAACCAAAGGAAAUUUCAAUCGAACAGUCACCACCGGUGGAUUUUUCAUUCCAGCAGCGAAAAUGCACUCAACCAGCACGGGCAGCUCCUGUGACCUCAGCAAACAGGAGGGCGAAUGGGGCCAGGAGGGUAUGCCGGCAGGGGCGGAGGGGGGCUUCGACGUGAGCAGUGACCGGAGCCAACUCCAGGGCGCUCAGGCCCGGCCGCCCCCUGAGCAGCUGAAGGUGUUCCGGCCCAUCGAGGAUCCCGAGGGCGAGCAGACGGCCCCCAAGAUGCUAGGCAUGUUCUACACCUCGAACGACAGCCCCAGCAAGUCCGUCUUCACCAGCAGCCUCUUCCAGAUGGAGCCCUCGCCCCGGCACCAGCGCAAGGCCCUGAACAUCUCCGAGCCCUUUGCCGUGUCCGUGCCUCUCCGUGUGUCAGCCGUCAUCAGCACCAACAGCACCCCAUGCAGGACACCCCCCAAGGAGCUGCAGUCUCUUUCCAGCCUGGAAGAGUUUUCUUUCCAGGGGUCAGAGAGUGGAGGUUGGCCUGAAGAGGAGAAACCACCGGGAGCUGAGACUUCUACAGCUUCUGGAGCUAAGAAGGCGGCUCUUGAGGAUGCCAAGCCAGGACCUGAAGCAGUGAGGACAGUGGAAUGCAGCAAAGGCCCUUCCCUGGAGCCAGGUGCCCAACUGGAGGAGAAGAAAAUCUCGGAAGUCGCCCUGGGCUCUCAACAUUCAAGUGAAUUAGAGAAGAGGCUGGAUCGAGGGAAGGCAGUGGAGGAGAGUCAAGAGGCUGGCCAGGUGGAGUCCAGUGCUCUGCAGGAGAGCCCCAGGGCCAGAGCCGAAGCAGUGUUUCUCCAUGAGAUGGAUGAAGAUGAUCUGGCCAACGCCCUGAUCUGGCCGGAGAUUCAACAGGAACUGAAAAUUAUUGAAUCUGAGGAGGAACUCUCCUCGUUGCCACCGCCGGCCCUAAAGAUCAGCGCCACUCAGCCAAUUCUGGAGUUCAGUCCGGCGCCCUGUGCUUCCUUGGAGCCUCCUGGGAGCGCGUCUUGUGGCUCGGCCCCAGCUCCAGUCUCCGCCCCCCUGGAGGAGUGGACUAGGGAUCCAACCAAUCAGAGCACACCGGGGGCCUCCACAGCAGCCAAUAGAGAAAAAUCCGAGGCAAGCAGCAGCCUGCAUGGAUCUGAGCCCGAGAAGGGCCAGCGGCCAGACCCCAGCAGCCUAGUUCCUCUGGAAAUAGUGCCGUUUGAGGCGGCUUCUCCACAAGCGAGGGUGGAGGUGGGAGGUCCAGGGAAUCUGUCUCCUGUGCUCCCGCCUGCUCCUCCCCCCCCAACCCCAAUGGAGGAGGCGCCUCGAGUCCAGCUGUUGGAGGGCGGCCCUGAGAGAGAAGGCUCAUCCAGGAAUUUGAAGACAAAUGCAGAUACAGACCAGCUGAAGUCCAAAGGCAGCCCUGGGAUCCCCAGUCUCUGUCAGGAAGACGAGGCUGCUCCAGGACAAAGGGAAAAGCAAAAUUCAAAGGAUGCUGCUCCUGAGGGGAAAGGCUCUGGUUUUCCAAGCCCCACAAGGGAGGUUGAGAUCUCCCCACAAGGAGAGGUGGAUGUAGCCCAUUCAGUACAGGAGCCCUCGGACUGUGACGAAGACGACACUGUGACGGACAAUGCGCAGCAUGGCCUGGAGAUGGUGGAACCCUGGGAGGAGCCCCAGUGGGUGACGAGUCCUCUUCAUUCCCCUACCCUGAAAGAUGUGCAAGAGGCCCAGAUGCAGGGCUCCCAGGGCCUGCGACUGGAGAAGAGGCUUUCCCACAGGCCCAGCCUUCGCCAGAGCCAUUCUCUAGAUAGCAAAACCACAGUUAAGAGCCAGUGGACUCUCGAGGGUCCCUCCUCCAGCAGCUGUGCUAACCUUGAAGCAGAGGGGAAUUCUGACCCUCUGCAGCCCCUGUCACCCAGGAGAGAGAUUACUGGAUGGGAUGAGAAAGCCCUGAGUUCCUUCAGAGAGUUGUCUUGCCCUAAAGGGACAGAGGCUCUUCCCAACCAGAAGGGACCAGGUGGUUUGCAGCCCAAACCAGCAGAAACCAGCCCUGUCAGCCUAGCAGAGGGAAAGGAACAGGGGACACCCCUGGAGCACUGCAACCCUCAGAUUGAGCAAGGCAGUGUUCCUGGGCCGCAGAGAAGCCAGGAGAAUUCACCUAGCGUGCAGGACAGCACCUCACCUGGAGAGCAUCCCCCGAAGCUACCGCUAAAGACCACUGAGUGCGGGCCCCCAAAAGGGAAAAAUAGGCCUUCUUCCCUCAACUUGGACUCUGCCAUUCCCAUCACUGACCUCUUCCGGUUUGAGAAUGUGGCCUCAUCUGGUUCACCUGGAAUGCAGCUCUCUGAGCCAGGAGACCCGAAGUUCACGUGGAUGACCUCAUCUCACUGUAAAGUAGACCCCUGGAGGGUUUGCUCCCAGGACCCUCAGGACCCGGACAUUGUUGCUCACGCCCUGACAGGCCGCCGAAACUCAGCUCCCGUGAGUGUGUCAGCUGUGAGAACCUCCUUCAUGGUCAAAAUGUGCCAGGCCAGGGCAGUCCCAGUCAUCCCACCCAAGAUUCAGUACACACAGAUCCCACAGCCCCUGCCCUCUCAGAGCUCAGGGGAGAAUGGGACUCAGCCUGUGGAAAGGAGCCAAGAGGAACCCAACUCAACUGGUGGGACCUCUCAGAAAACUGCCAAAGGUGAUUCUCUCUCCUUGGAAAGCCCAAAGGAAGAGAAACCAAAGCAAGAUACAGGAGCCAUUGAGUCCUUGGCAGUGGAUGCCACUGCAUCUCGCAUGUGUGAGGGACCCACCCUUUCUCCAGAACCAGGUUUAGCUAACCUGCUCUCCACCCAGGAUGCAGUAGUGCAAUGCAGAAAGCGCACAUCAGAGACAGAGCCAUCGGGGGACAACCUGCUUUCUUCAAAAAUAGAGCGACCAUCAGGGGGUUCUAAGCCUUUCCACAGGUCAAGGCCAGGAAGACCUCAGAGCCUAAUCUUAUUCAGUCCUCCUUUCCCCAUUAUGGACCACCCGCCCCCAUCAUCCACAGUGACAGAUUCCAAGGUCCUGCUGUCCCCUAUUAGAAGUCCCACCCAGACAGUUUCUCCUGGCCUUCUUUGUGGGGAGUUGGCAGAAAACACGUGGAUCACACCAGAAGGGGUUACACUUAGGAAUAAAAUGACCAUCCCUAAGAAUGGCCAGAGACUAGAGACCUCAACCAGCUGUUUUUACCAGCCCCAGCGGAGAUCAGUGAUUCUGGAUGGAAGAAGUGGGAGGCAAAUAGAAUGACAUCAGUUCACCUGCUGGUGUCUGAGAAAAUGUCGUGAUUCAUCUGGAAGUUACUAUUGGGACAACUUGCCAUUGUUCCAGGCACAGGUUAUCCAAGUUUGGGCUUAGUUUGGCCUCUUCUUUUUCUUUGGCCUUCUGACCAUUUAUUAAUUAGUCCAUUUGCCAGAAGAGAGGUCAAGAGAAGGACCAAGAGAUGAAGUUUAAAUAAGUCUCUAUGAGCAGGCAGGGAAAGGUCAGGUGAGGGAAGAGGAUGAAAUGCUGGCCUCCAAUGAGGUUUGGGACCUGUGAGUUGUGUUACUCCCCACUGCCAUUAUCUGUGACCAUUGAGAGCUGGGUGUGAUUAUGCCUUUUGAAAGAAAGAGAAAUCCUUUGCCCGGGUUGGAAAACGUUGCUAUUGAGGUUUGAAGGCCUCCUAUUUACUUCAUGCUUUUUAAUGCUCUUUAAAUCAUGUGUUCUUUUAGACAAGUUUUCUGAUAAGCUUUGUAAAAGUGUACUAUCCAGAAUAGAAGCAGAUUUGGAAAUGCAAACUAACGUACACUUAGAUAUCCAAGUGGGUGAAUUCACCCACGCUCUUUCCCUGCAAUCCCUGCAGAUCUGUCCAAGGUGGCUCCAUACGCCAGCACGGAAAGUCAGAAUCUAUACUAAAGAGCAAACUUGGAGACUGGCAUGGUCCAAGAAGACUUUCUGGCUCUGGCUUCUAUUAAUUUGGGACUCCAACUGCCACUAUCCUGCCCUCUGAUUUAUAAAUCCAGUAGCUGGGGAGGGUGGGAGCUGAGCUGAGGGUUACCUCAAUGAAAUGUGCUGAAUCUUCAUUUAGGUAUGCAAGAGUGAUGGGAUCUGCUUUCUUCCCGAUAUCAGAGUCCAAAAACAGGAUGUCUUCUUAGAGAAAAGCCUCACGUAUAGGCAGAACUACACUCCAAACUUAAUGUGUUUAAAUUGGUGGAGCAUUAGCAGAAAACACCUGUAGCUCAGCUUCACACUCCGUCCAUACUAGGCUGGGACCAGCAGUGCAGGAGAGGGUAAGCCAGGAGACCCAGGAGGACAAGGCCGAGUCCUAGCAGGGUAGCCAUCAUUACUGCUUGGUGACAGCUGCCCUUCUUGAAAAUGUAUUUCAUUUUAGCCAGUGGGAGCCUUCCUUUCUCCCUCUCCUUCCAUUGCUCAAGAGCAGAUUCAAGGGACCCCUCUGCUUUCCAUGGUCCCCCUCAUCCACUACCCACCCCAAGCACUGAAACUUGCUCUUCCCCUGUCUAUACGCAAGCAGAAGCAAUAAACGAAUCUGAUUCUAUUUGUUA